AUGGAUGAAGACACUGGUAAAACUUCUCAAGCAUCGACAACUCAAAUGUCAUCAGUUACGUCCAACGUUGAAAUCGUUCGGCAACAACGUUUUGAAGUCGGCCCACGUUAUACAGAUUUGAAGUUUAUCGGCGAAGGCGCAUAUGGCAUGGUUGCAUCGGCAUUCGAUCAUGCAACACAACAACGUGUUGCGAUUAAAAAAAUCACACCUUUUGAACAUCAAUGUUUCUGCCAACGCACAUUACGUGAAAUCAAGAUUCUAUCUCGUUUUCGGCAUGAGAAUAUCAUUAAUAUUCAGGAAGUGAUCCGUGCGCCAACCAUUGAUCAAAUGAAAGAUAUUUAUAUAGUACAAUGUUUAAUGGAAUGUGAUCUUUAUAAAUUAUUGCGUCAUCAGCGUUUAACUGAUGAACAUAUUUGUUAUUUUUUAUAUCAAAUACUGCGUGGAUUGAAAUAUAUUCACUCAGCAAAUGUUUUACAUCGUGACCUUAAACCAAGUAAUCUUUUAUUAAAUACGAACUGUGACCUGAAGAUAUGCGACUUUGGCUUGGCAAGGAUAGCUGAUCCGAAUAAAGAUCAUUCUGGUCUUUUAACUGAAUAUGUUGCUACUCGGUGGUACCGAGCACCGGAAAUCAUGCUCAAUGCACGUGGUUAUUACAAGCCCAUUGAUAUAUGGUCGGUCGGUUGUAUUCUAGCAGAAAUGAUUGGUGGAAGACCACUGUUUCCUGGAAAACAUUAUAUCGAACAGAUAAAUUUAAUUUUAAAUGUGAUUGGUUCACCGAAUGAAGCUGAUUUAGUAUCAAUCGUGAACGAACGAGCUCGAAACUAUGUAAGCUUAUUACCUGUUCGCAAGCGAACACCAUGGAAACAAUUAUAUCCAACCGCAUCGGAUCUAUCAUUAAACAUGCUUGAUUAUUUACUUACUUUUAAUCCAAAUCGGCGUGUUACUGUAGAAGAAGCAUUGAAACAUCCUUAUUUCACUCAAUAUUACGAUCCAACUGACGAACCUACCGCUCCGCAUCCAUUUACAUUCGAUAUGGAAUUGGAUGACUUGCCAUUACCGCAAUUGAAGCAAUUGAUCUUUGAAGAAACGGAAUCCAUUCAUGAACGUUUACAGCAUAGAGAAUAA
Messenger RNA from Adineta ricciae, 1125 nucleotides. NCBI's taxonomy places the organism in Eukaryota, Metazoa, Rotifera, Eurotatoria, Adinetida, Adinetidae. The record is from the annotation of a GenBank genome assembly.